This is a messenger RNA of Nicotiana attenuata, 3291 nucleotides long. RefSeq lists its product as uncharacterized. The record is from RefSeq and is a predicted model, not a curated record. Bases 1 to 3291 code for a protein of 1096 amino acids. The transcript is spliced from 13 exons. Gene Ontology annotation, molecular function: cysteine-type peptidase activity. Lineage: Eukaryota; Viridiplantae; Streptophyta; Magnoliopsida; Solanales; Solanaceae. Gene Ontology annotation, biological process: proteolysis.
AUGUCUGGGCCUAGUUUUUCCUUAUUUUCUGAUUCUCAGUCUCCACUUAGUCGUAACCCUAGCAGUAGUCAUGUUGAAAACACAACUGAAAAUGUAGAAUUAGAGGGUGGAAAAGGCAAAAAUAUUAAUGCCGCAUCAGUCGAUGAAACUCCCUACCUGUCAUUACCAGACACAAAUUCCGAACCAGUCAUAGGAGGUGUUUCUGUGACUGAUAAGGGAAAAGGUAAAGUUGUUGAGGAUUCUGAGUUAGGGGAAAGCCGACGUGAAUCCGUGCGUGAAACAGAGACUCAACCAGUAGAUCUUGAUUGUAGCGAUGAUUCUCAGUUAAAGAAGAGAAAAAUUGGUGUCGCACCCAAGAAGUUAUACUUUGCAUUAGAUGAUUUUGUACGUGAUCUAGUGUUUAGGCCAGUUGAUAGUGGUGGUGAGAAGCAAGUAUGGAAGGAAUGGGACCGUUGUUGGGAUUUCCUUGUGCCUAUUGACUUAGAUUAUAAACCAAAGGUUGAUUGGGAUACCAACUGCCAUGUUAUUCAUCAAUUGAAAGCGAAUUUAUCAAAGAGGCAACUUCGACUUUUUAAGAAAACAUGCUUUGGCUAUUUUUUGGAUCUGCCACCAGUGAUUGUGCAGAUUCGGGUUAUGCACCAUUUGCUUAUGAGAGAAGUACAUCAUGAGGUGAAAAAUGAGAUGCGGUUUGUAGUGAAUGAUUCUAGGUUGCGGUUUGGCUUGGGUGAAUUUGCACUUGUUACUGGGUUGAAAUGUAAGGGUGAUACAAGUAUAGAGAGCAUAGCAGAGAAUAGGUUGAUUUCAAAAUAUUUUGGGACUGCAUCCGUGACAUUUGCCCAACUAGCAGACUGUUUUAAGAAGAAGAAAUGGGAAACGGAUGAUGAUGCGUUGAAGAUAGCAGUUCUUUAUUUUGUCAACAGCUUCUUAUUUUCUCAACUCAAAACAAAGGCUAUUUCACGGUCUUACAUUGACUUGGUUGAGUCCGGUGAUUUUAAUAAUUAUCCCUGGGGUAUAGAUGUUUAUAAAGCUACAAUUGACUCGUGUUCCAACAAGUUUCAAGAUAAGCCUUCUUUUUAUAGACUUGGUGGCUUCCCGUUGGCUUUACAGACUUGGUUGUAUGAAUGCUGCCCAAGUUUGGAUGGUCACUUUGCUGAUCAUCUUGGAAACAAACUUCCACGAAUUUUGAAUUGGGUAGUCAUGGGUCAAAUCCCGAAUGAGCGAGUUGCUUUGCGAAUGUGUAGCUUGCAACGCGAGCAGCUAAAGAACAUCACCCCAACUGAUGAUGAGAAGAAACAAUUUGAUGUGCGUGGUCUAAGCUUUGAAAUUGAAGUUGAGUGCACUGACAGCAAGCCCAGCCAGCCCGAUAGCUUUCAGGUUUUUGGCACUCAAUUACCAAAGACACAAAGUAUGCCUGAAAGUACUGGAGGUGAUUCCCAACCUACCGAUGCUGAGGUAAUGAAGGAGUUACAAGCUUUGAAGCUUUUUGUAGAGAACAAGUUUGAGGAGGUGCUUGCAACUAUUGGUAAGCAGUCAAUGAAGUCAAUGAAACCAGAGGGAAAUUCAGCGCAUAAGCAACAGUAUAAUGAUCCUGACUUUCGUGAGAUGCAUAAUGAUUAUGACCAGUUUGAAAGUGGCCACGUUGGGAAUGAUCCUGUAGUUAUUGGAGAUAGCACGCCCAAAGCACCUUCUAUAUCUGGUUUUGCUGGGGUUGGUCAAGAUGGAUGUGCCACUGGUGUCAAUGUGAAGAACGUCACAGCAAGUGAUGGCGUAGUUAAUGAGGAUUUGCCUUCUGCCCCCUUCGUAAAUGAGCAUGAUUUUGGCUUUGAUUCUAACUUUGAUCUGUCUGCAUCUGCAAUUGAUCAAAUCACCGCCAUUACACAACAAGCAACAUAUAAGCAGUCAUCUCAUGAUGUUAAAAAGUCGGGUCCUGCUCCACUGCCAUCAGGAAUCCCUGUACAGACACGAGCAGAUGUUGUUAUUGAGUCUAAUACUGCUCCACAGGCAUGUCGGGUUGAUGGUGUUGGUCAAGUGGAUGUUGGUGGCAGUAAUGUGAAUUUGCCUUCUGCUCCAUGUCAACACGGGGGUGAUCUUCACUUGGAUUCUGAUUUUGAAUAUACUGAUUCUCAACUUGAUCAAAUUGCUGCCAUUACACAAGGAGGGAGAUGUAAUGUAAAUCAAUCAGGAAAUGAACUGACAACUGGUGCUGUAAAUAAGUCUAAACCUGAUCAGUCGGUAUCAAGAAGUAUUGUCCAGAUACAAACAGACGUUGAAACUACUCCUGCAGUUUUGACACGGAAAAGGCGCCCCGCAGCUGUAAAACAGUCGCCGUAUAGGAAUGACUGGCAAUCUGGUGUUAGUGCAGUUGGGGGAUCCUCGAAGGUUAUCAAAGGAAGAUUUCCAUUUGUAAAUGACAUUUCAGAGACUGUUAAUUUUAAGCUUACGACUGCCUUCUCAAACUUUGUUGAAGCAAACAUGCAAUUGGGAGAGGAAGUGUAUUUACCUGCUGAUCAAAAGCUAGAGCCUUGUUUUGACUUUGGAGUUGAACAGAUUGAUGAUAAGAUGUUUUUCCAUACCUUAAACUAUUCUGGCAGGCCGCUUUCUAGUUCGCACUUGAAUAUUAUAUUCUACUAUCUUAGGAAGAAGGCGAAACAUGGAAUUAAUAUGCCAAUCAAAGUCACAACUACAGAUACUCUUUUUAAUAAUAUCAUUCAAAGGGUUUUCAAAGAAUUUGUAAAAGGUGGAAAACAAGAUCAUUUGAUUGAUAGAUCAGACGAUAUCAUGCAGUACAUGAAAGGAUUUAGGAUGCAUUGCAACACUCCAUGGCACCAGGUUGAUCAUGUCCUUUUUCCAAUUAAUUUGGCAGAAAUUUGGCAUUGGAUAUUGGGGUGUGUGUCAUUCCACAAGAGAUGUUUUUACGUAUAUGACUCGCUACGUAGUCGAAAGCACAAAAAAGCUAUUCAAAAGAUGGCAGAGGCUUAUGCUGUGUUGAUCCCCCUAUUUCUAGUUAGUAUUGAAUUUUAUAACCAAAGAAGUGAUAUUGUAGUAGAAAAUGGUCUGCACAUGGGAAAGAAUUUGACUGAUCCUUUUGAGAUUGAACUGAUUACAAAUCUGCCAACACAACAAAAUUCAGAUUGUGGAGUAUAUGUUGCUUGCUUUGCUGAGUAUAUUAUUGAAGAUCUUCCAAUCCCAGUUGCCAAUUUCGAUGUGGAUGGUCUUCGAGCUAGGUUUGGUAUACUGUUAUGGCACUAUGGGAGGAACAAGCAGUUGAAUGGCGAAUCAAGUGAAUCUUAG